CAGGACUCCUUCACUGUAUUGAGUCCAGAUAUGGCACCACAGCGCAUGCUACUUGUGGAGAUGGGAAACACCACUGUGAGCAUCUCCCCUGAAGGGCAGGUGGAGGUUAACUGCCGUAUUAUGGAUGCACCAGUCUCUCACAAUGAGGUUACCAUUAGGAGAGAACCCAACAUUAUAGAGGUGUCCAAUCAGGAUGGAGCACUUGUGACAUGUGACUUCUCACAGGCUCUCUGCAGUUUGACUCUAGAUGGCUGGCAGCAUGGAAUUUCCGCUGGUCUCUUGGGGACCAAUGACAAUGAGGCAGGGAAUGAGCGGCCCCUGCCUGAUGGCUCCCAGGCAAACGGCUUGGCUCACUUCAUUCACAGCUGGCAGGUACGGCCUCAGUGUCGCAGUGAAUCUGGGAAGACAGGACUCUGUUCCAACACCUCCAGGCAUAACCUGACGACAGACGUGACCCGGUGUGUGUCCCUGUUCUCCAGUCCUGACUCCCCCCUCAGCCCCUGCUUUAGAGUGGUUGACCCUAUGCAGUUCCUGUCUGUGUGCAAAAGAAGACGUUGUGCCUCAAUCCCUGACAAAGUCCCCUGUAGGUUGGCAGUUGCCUUUGUCCACCUCUGCAACCGCAACUACGUUCCCCUGGAGCUUCCUCAGCAAUGUGGCCCAUACUAACAGCAUAUACCCCCUGACAAUUUAAGCAUUGUCCUCCAUAACUGUAAGGCUGUUUAUGUGACGUGGUGGUAUUGGGAGUCUUGGCGGACCCAUGCACAAGUAGAGACAGCCUGCAGUGUUAACAGGAAAAUCUUGUGGGUUACAUUACAUUACAUUAUUGGCAUUUGGCAGACGCUCUUAUCCAGAGCGACGUACAACAAAGUGCAUACCCAUAACCAGGGAUAAGUUCGCUGAAAGACCCUAGAGGGAAGUACAAUUUCAAUUGCUACCUGUACAACAAAGAUAAGGACGAGGGCCCUUUUUUUUACAUGCAAAAUCAGGUCCAAUAUGUUUCAUUUAAUUGCAUGGAAAACACAUUUUAAAAUCAUCAAGUGCUUGUGUGUCUGAAAUGAGCUAUUGUUCAAUUCAUUGCCAUAUAUCAGGGAGAGUUAUGGGAUGCAAUACAACACCCCUUUGAAUCUGCAAUGCUGAACUGUGUUUUGAAAACAUAAAUUUGACUGUAUGUCAGUAUCAUACUGGAAAACCCCAGAUAUUUUCACCAAAAAAGAGUACUACCUGCUCUUUGUGUUUUAAGUAUUUUUUAAUGAUUUAUACAUGAGGAAUUGUACGCUCAGUGACCACUUUAUUUAGGUAUGACCAAGUAAAUAUUUAAUAAGCCAAUAAUACACAACAGUCUCUAGUUUGCAGAAAAUGGUGCAAAAAACAAAAAACAUCCAGUGAGCAGCAGUUCUAGAGGCAGAGAGAGGUCUCAUUGCUGAGAGGUCAGAGGAGAAGGCAGGCGACAGUAAUGCAAAUAACCACACAUUACAACAGUGGUAUACACAAGAGCAUCUCUGAACACACAACAUGUAAAACCUCUAAGUGGAUAGGCUACAGCAGCAGAAGACUCCAAAAAAUAAGUCUAAUAAAUAACUAAUAGAGUGCUCACUGAGUGUAUAUUCUUGAGGCAUAUUAUAGUCAAUGAUAUAAAAUGUAGCCACAUUUCAAGAAUUGACAGUACAGCCUGUGUUGUAAUCACUACCGUAAUAGAACCCAUUGCUUCAUUCUGAAAUGCAAAUGUAUAAACAGUACAGUGCUUUAACUGUUUUGUAUAACACUUCAUGCAAUUGAUCUCUGACUUGCAUAUCUGCCUGUGGUCUCCUGAAAAUCUUUUGCCAUUCCUAAAUUUCAGAAUUGACUGGUAAAAAUGAUUGUGCAGCUAUGCUUCUGCUCCUCAUAUGAAUUUGUGUCACUGCUUACACAUCCUUUUGCUUGAAAAAAUGUUUGUGAUUUUGCUUGUUUGUGUUUUUUUUUAAUGAUUAAUUGAAACUCUGGCAUAAUAUUUAGAAAACUAACAAGAAUAUCGAAUUCAGUAUUGUACAGCAUAGGAAAUGGUACUGUGUGUGUUUUUAAUGUUUUUGUACUUUGACUCUUCAGGACCUGAACACACUGCAGUAUCAUUUGUCACACUGUGAACAAUAAACAGUUUACCAUAGUAAUAUGGGGUUGCACACACAGGGGAGGGUGUGCUGCUGUGAUUGUGAUUAUUUACAGGGUUCAGCUGUGCCAGCAGUCCUCACUGACUUUGGUGCUGCCAAUUAAAUGGGAAUGGUUCCUUCUGUCUGGAAUAAAUUAACUGCUUCAUUUUUUGUAACCGUGAGUAAAGUGUAUUUUCUAGCUAUUCCAUAGUGUCUACUGCUAUUGUUUGUGUCAGGUCAGUAUAAUACAUUUACAGUAAAUGAGCUAUCAGUAGAUGCUCGAUGUAAACAAACCCCAGUAGCUCUAGCCAUUUAUUUACUGUCAGUAUAAAAGUUCACUUCAAGCAUAUUUGUACUGAUGUUCUACUGGGUUGAUUGAUCAUUAUUAUUUUAAGGUUUGAUUAUGUUUUUCCUGCAUACAUUCACAAGAAUGUAGUACGCACUACAGCUAAAACACUUCUUUUUUUAAAAAGUUUUAUCUCCCAGUUUGGUAGCCAAUUGUACCCCAUCUGAUUCAAUUAGAGCCAGUAUUAGAUGUACCGCCCACACCCCGUCCCUCAGCGGCCCGAAGGAGAGUGACACGCCUUCUUCAAGCCGUCUCGUCUCAUGCUCGUGACCGUGAUUCCGAGGCACCCAAGGUGCUUUUAUUGUGCGGCGAUCUACUAACCCUGCCAAGUCCCUUUUUGGCAGGACCGGGAAUCAAACCCGCAACUGCAGUGAACUGAAACCGCAAGUCUGCUGCAUCUUAGCCUGUUGCGCCACCGCGGCCCUCUCAGCUAAAACAUUUGGAGCAGGUUUCAUGGACAGAAGUUC
Molecule: messenger RNA, 2936 nt
Organism: Conger conger (European conger)
Lineage: Eukaryota; Metazoa; Chordata; Actinopteri; Anguilliformes; Congridae
Gene: apoltp
Product: apolipophorins
Exons: 5
Coding region: 31-666 (211 amino acids)
Source: RefSeq, a predicted model, not a curated record